This is a messenger RNA of Amoebophrya sp. A25, 180 nucleotides long. The record is from the annotation of a GenBank genome assembly. Lineage: Eukaryota; Dinophyceae; Syndiniales; Amoebophryaceae.
CCAUUGUGUUCAAAUCUUCUUCCACGACAGGUCGUGCUCGCGGUAGAUUGGAAGGACUCAAUGAAAUCUUCCGAACAUCCUCAAUAAACAGAAGAAGUAUAGAAGAUCCUCAGCAAAUCAUUGUCGUGAAUUAUCUGGAUGGAGAUUACAAGUAAAACUUAUCGAUUUUGGUAGUGAACG